AUGUCGGACAAACAUACGGUCAUUCUACAGGAUCGAGUGGGAGGCGGAAUCUCGAUGCAACGAAAAUUCGACUCGCUCUCCAUCCUCGCCCUCUCCGUAACGCUGCUCGCAUCAUGGGAAGGUCUUGCAAGUACACUUUCAUCAUCGUUGUUGAAUGGCGGUCCAUCCUCGUUGGUCUGGGGACUGUUGUUGUCACUCACUGGCACAUUGGCAAUGGCUUUCUCGCUGGCCGAGAUGGCCUCCAUUUGCCCUAUUGCCGGCGCACAGUAUCAUUGGACUGCGAUGUUUGCGCCGCCCGGAAUUCGACCUUUUAUUACAUGGAUGCAAGGCUGGGCUACAGUUUUUGCAUGGCAGUCAUCAACGACUAGUAUCUUCCUGCUUGUGGCAAAACAGGUCCAGGGGUUGAUCACAAUCAACUAUCCAGAAUACAAUCCAACCCAAUGGCAGAGUACCUUGCUCAUGUGGGCUUUUACAGCUUUCUCUUUUGCAGUCAAUGUUUGGGGUAUUCAGAUUCUGCCGCUUCUUCAGCUUUUCGGGGGGAUCUUUCAUGUGGUCUUCUUCAUUGCGCUUUCUGUCCCAUUGAUCUUGCUAGCACCACGAAGCACGCCUGAAUUCGUAUUCAAAACGGUUAUGAGCGAAGGCGGGUGGCAAAGUGAUGGCAUUUCGUGGUGUAUCGGCAUGCUUACAGUAACCUACUGUUUUCUAGGCUUUGAUGGUGCCGUUCACAUGAGUGAGGAAGUCCGCAAUCCUGCGAAGGUUGUACCACGUAUUAUCGUACAAUCCGUGGUUAUCAAUGGCGUGUUAGCCUUCGGAUUCGUUCUCAUCCUACUCUUCUUCAUCGGCGACGUCGGUGCUGCUCUCGAUCCUGCAUCCGGAUUUCCCAGUAUCGCCAUAUUUUAUCAAGCCACAGGCUCCGCAAAAGCUGCAACUGCUAUGCAAUGCGGCAUCACCGCCAUUGGACUGAUGUCUAGUAUUGGAGUCGUCGCCUCGGUUUCGCGUUUGACAUGGGCCUUUGCUCGCGACGGAGGACUUCCCUUUUCCAAGUUCUUCUCUCAAAUUGACAGCCGUUUCCACGUCCCCUUUCGUGCCAUCGGUCUUGUCUGUGUGGUUGUCGUUCUCCUUUCCCUAAUCAACAUUGGCUCUACCACAGCACUUAAUGCAAUCCUUGCCCUCAGCACAUGCUCGCUCUAUAUCUCAUAUCUGAUUCCCAUCAUAUUACUCGUUUUCCGACGUUUCGAUAAGUCCGGCACCCAGAUAAAUUGGGGUCCAUGGACUAUGAGGCCAUGGGUUGGCCUGGUGGUGAAUAUCUAUUCCAUCGUGUUUGGCCUUUUCAUCAUCGUCUUUACCCCCUUCCCAUCGAUGCUACCAGUCACAGCGGAGAAUAUGAAUUACUCCGGCCCCGUAUUCGUUGGUAUGGCUAUCCUUUUGGUCAUUGACUGGUUCUUCGGAGCUAAGACCAGGUUCAAGGGCCCGUUGAAGGAGCAAAUGCAAAAGGUGGCUAAUGCUUAG
Messenger RNA from Talaromyces amestolkiae, 1509 nucleotides. RefSeq lists its product as uncharacterized. Gene Ontology annotation, molecular function: transmembrane transporter activity. Gene Ontology annotation, cellular component: membrane. Gene Ontology annotation, biological process: transmembrane transport. The record is from RefSeq and is a predicted model, not a curated record. The transcript is spliced from 3 exons. Lineage: Eukaryota; Fungi; Ascomycota; Eurotiomycetes; Eurotiales; Trichocomaceae. Bases 1 to 1509 code for a protein of 502 amino acids.